AUGAAUCAUCAAUUCCUUACCGCCACGAUGAUUCUAUGCUCUAUGCUUCAUCGAGGGCAGACACUGGAGCGCGAACAAGACAUUCGUGCGGCGCUUCACCGAUGUAGGGCAAUUUGGAUGAGACGGAGCGGGAGUUCCAAAGAAGCCAAGAAAGCGGCCGAGACUGUCAACUUCGUUCUGGCUCGGGCAGAUGAUGGAAGAAGGCACAAUAUUGCACUAACACAAGCCAUCACGCGUUCUGGUAGCUAUUUUCCGCUCAAUGAUGUUUCGCUUGACAGUUUAGAGCCCGCAGGCUCUCUUCCAGGCGACACUACAGUGUCAUCGGAUUAUAUGAGCUUAUUUGAUCGUGAGAGUCUCUCCCUGCUACGCCGACUACUUUGUGAUGACUGGCUCUCUUGGCAGCUUCACAUCCCCGGGACAGCCGAGCCAAAACUUUCUACCAGCCCAGAAUUUUGCAAUGAAUAUGAAUGGCAUGGAAAGGCGGCCUAA
Messenger RNA from Penicillium verrucosum, 489 nucleotides. Its product is annotated as transcription factor. The record is from RefSeq and is a predicted model, not a curated record. The transcript is spliced from 2 exons. The coding region runs from base 1 to 489 and encodes 162 amino acids. NCBI's taxonomy places the organism in Eukaryota, Fungi, Ascomycota, Eurotiomycetes, Eurotiales, Aspergillaceae.